Molecule: messenger RNA, 5897 nt
Organism: Styela clava
Lineage: Eukaryota; Metazoa; Chordata; Ascidiacea; Stolidobranchia; Styelidae
Product: protein FAM135A-like
Biological process (GO): lipid metabolic process
Source: RefSeq, a predicted model, not a curated record
GAAUUGAGAUCACUGGAAGAAAUUGUCAACCAAGUCAACAUGAAUCUGGCUUCAACAUGUUCUUUACUUCUUGCAUUAUGGUCUCAUGUCCUUGAUACAUCUUGCUUGAACAAACAGGUUCGAAAACAACUUGGUUUUAAGUAUCACAAGCAUAGAGUUCAUCGUUUUCAAAAUGGAUUUUUUACAACUGAAAACCCACGCAACUCACAAUUUGACGAAAGCAGAUAUGGUAUAUAUAAUUGGAUGGCGAGCGAAAUUCGAACAUCAAGAUAUUUUGUGGAAUUACCAGUUCUGCCCCAUUCAUAAUGAAGAAGCAGAUGGAAUGAUCGAUACGUUACCUGUUAUAUUUGAAGACAUUUUUACUCAUCAAUGUAAAAAAGAACCAAUUUUCAAACACAGAUCGGGCUUGGGCAUAUUUUCUCGAUCUGCUGCAACAUCUUCCUCUCAACAUUUAUCAUCAGCGCCAUCAUCUACCUCCAAUAGCAAUCAGAAUGGUUUUCUGAAUGUCACUGAAAUAUUAGGUCAGGAAGAACGAGAUUUGAAAUCACCAAACAGCAGUAUAAGUAGUUGUGGGGAAGUCUGUGAAACUACGGUUAUGAAUAAUAAAGAGGAAACUGCAACAAAUGCUUCUCAGAAAAGAAGAAAAUAUUCUGGAUUGUUUCGGAAACGAAAAGGAAGUUAUAAAUUGAGGGCAGAGAGAUUGAGUGUAUCGGAUGAUGAAUCUACAAAAGUAACGUUAGCUGAGUUUUUAUCAAGCAUCGGUGACAAAAAACCUCAAUCUUCAAAAAAUAAUAAAUCUUUCGCCUCUGGAACAUCUAGUGGCUCUUCAAAGUCCAAGUCAUCUUCCCAAUCUCGUCACACAAAAUUGAAAGCUUCGUAUUCAGCUAACGAUACUCAAGCAAAUAAGAAUAGCAAACGUAAGAAAAGAUCUUUCACCCAUCACAGACGAAGUCUUGAUGAAGGAGCUCAACGUUUAUUACAAUUAAUGCGGAUUGGAAAAAAAAAUUCAGAUGGGAUUGAUAAUAUCGUUGAUGAUAAAAGUAGUUUAUCCAGAAGUUAUUCAUCUUCUGUUUUAAAUGAAACCAAACCCGGUUCCAGCACUGCAUCAUCACAUUCAAGUCUUGAUGCAUUUGAUGAUAUCAUCAUCCGACCAACCACUGCAGAAACCCAACCAAACCUUUUCGAAGUUCCAACUUUAGCCAACGGUCAUCAUCAUAUGAGAAGAGGAUUUACAACUUCAAGCAGACAUGCUGAAAGUCGUUUCAGAGCAUUAUUGAGAGCAGAAACAUCUGAAGAACCUGAAUCUGGAAUAAGUGAAAAACCAGUCGCGUUGUCUGCUAGAGGAUCCCUAAUAUCCCAAGCAAUAACAACAACUUUACCAACAACAUUUAUUCCCACUGCGUCAAUGAUCACUACGUCAUCCACUGUUGAAAGCCCUCUCCAUGAUCCUAAUGCUGCUCAUAUAUAUCACGGAAUGGUCAAGUCACAAUCCUAUUCUAUGGGAAUCGAGAGACUACAGGCGGGAUCUGACGAUCCGAAUCAGUUUCCUCGGCCACAUUCAAAUUACGUUCAAACUGUUCCAUGUGGCCCCCAUGGAAGGUUAAAGACUUCUCAUACGACUUUAGGUGGUUUGGACCGGGUUCGAUAUGGCAUGGGUCUACACCCAGGUGGGGGAACUGUAACGACGACGGACCUCAGUCCAUUUGAUGAACCAGAACUCAUUCAAGCUUGGGGUGAAUUGUCGACUUCGUCACCCAUGAAGAAUGGAUCAAUUGCAGAGAUAUCACACGCUUCAUCAGAAGAUGUCUCUGUUGCCAACACAUCAUUAUUGCCGUCUGAUGAUGACACACUGACAGCCCAACUCGACCAAUCAACUCCGACAGGAGUUCAGCCAGACAUGAGUGCAAUCACAAACCAGCUAGAAACAACAAACGGAAAUAUUGAUUCGACAAAGGACAAACAGACAAACGGUGUCGACAUUAAUGGAUUUAUUGAUAAUCUGGAUGAGGAGGUCGUCGGUGAACUUUUCUUCCCAGAAUUAAAAAGCUUAAAAAAACUACCUCCUGUUGAUGAAGGUUCUGUCCCACCUGAAGGCAACACUCAAGGAUCUACUUUUCUGAAGAUACAAAAUACAAUGAAACAGAGAAGUCAGUCACUCCAUGUAUUUGCUGGAUCAUUGGAAUGCUCAGAGGAACCUCCUGAUCCUGAUUUCAUCCAAGAAUUACAGACUAUACAGGAUGACAAUGAAACUAAAAUGCGAGAUGCCGUGUUUGAGCCUACCCCUAGACUUAACUAUGGUGUUUCGAAAAAAGAUGCCAACCAUGCAUGUUCUUCAUCAAUCCCUAGUACGUCAACGUCCACUGUCCCAACAAGUAUAAAUAGUACAACAACAACAACUAAAGUCACUGCAAAGUCAUCAAGCAAAACAAGGAUUACAAAGCCACCUUCCAAUGUCAAUUUGAAUGGAUCAGAAUCAUCCCUGUUGACGAGUGUAGAUCUGUUUAAUGCUGUUAUUCCGUUAAGAAAAGAGAGAGAAAAAAAACAUAUCGCAGAGAAGAGUAAACUUUUUGGUCGACUUCAUUUUCCUGGAUUUCUGUAUUCUGAUAUUCCUCCACCUAUUCCUCUGUCACCAUAUUUAACACAGAGAUUAUCAGUUACAAGAAAUUUUUCAAACAAUGAUGAAACUCAUUUAGUUGUCUGCGUUCAUGGUCUUGAUGGUAAUUCGAAUGAUCUUCGACUCGUCCGCACUUAUUUACAACUCGGACUUCCAGCAAGUUCAAAUAUUUCGUUCCUAAUGGCUCGAGCAAAUCAAGAUGAUACAUAUGCCGAUAUUGAUACCAUGACGGAUCGCUUAGUUUCAGAAAUCUUGGAUUAUAUCGACAUGAAUUAUUCUUCAGGCAGAGAACCAACAAAAAUAAGUUUCAUCGGACAUUCAUUGGGUUGUCUUUUGAUUCGAUCGACUGUCGCGCAUGAUCGUAUGCGACAUCUUCAAUCAAGAUUUUAUACAUUUUUGUCAUUUUCUGGACCUCACCUCGGAACUAUAUUUAACAACAGUGCACUUGUAAAUACAGGUCUUUGGUUGAUUCAAAAAUGGAAGAAAUCAGCUUGUCUUCUUCAACUUGCUUGCAAGGAUCACGCAGAUCUCAGGAAAACUUAUGUUUAUAAACUGAGCAAAAAAAGAGGACUCGAGUAUUUUCGUAAUAUACUACUCGUGGCAUCAGCAUCCGAUCGCUACGUGCCGUAUCACUCAGCAAGAAUUGAAAUGUGCAAACAAUCGUUUCGUGAUAAAACUCUUGGACCACCAUACCAGGAAAUGUUAAACAACAUUAUGAAGCCAGUGCUCAAUAAGCAGAAAUUGAAUUUAGUCAGAUACCACGUCGUUCAUGCGUUACCGACAGCCAAUGCAAAUACAAUGAUUGGACGAGCGGCACACAUCGCUGUUUUAGACUCUGAAGUUUUUCUGGAAAAAUUUUUACUGGUAGCAGCAAUUCGAUACUUUGUUUAAAAAGCUUCGCUCCAUCAUUUCUGAUAAAGGGUGGAUCUGGUACAAGGAUGGCCAAACCAAAAUAUUUUAAUAUUCCUAAUAAAUUCUGAAAAGAUAAUUUUGAAUAUGGGAUUUUGAAUGCAUUCUAAAUUGGGGGCAAGUUCAUGUGGAAAAUUUAAUAAUUCACUAUAUCUUCAUGUUGAUCACACAAACAAAUGUCAUUGGUUGUCUGUGCAGUUUGUUACCAAUUGAUGUAUUGUAUGUUUUCGAUCUGCUUGUCUGACGGCUUGAAAUUCCUAAUUUUUAAAUAAAAAAUUUUUGGAUUAUUUCUAAAUUCAAAAAUUUACUAUAUGGAACAUAAUGAAUUUCGGAUGUAUUCGAAUAGUUGAUUCGUUUUGGACAACCCUGAACUGGAAUUUUGUCAUUUUGAUUAUGAUUAUACACACCUGCCAUUCCAAGAGCUCACGUCUGGUUCGUUUCUAAAUCGAAUUAGUGCAACCUCUGAAUCAAAAUCAGCUGCUCAUUUAUUCCUGCAUGAAUCGUUUUAUAGUACAUGUUGUUCUUCACUCGACACUGAUAAUUUCUUGUAGAACCAUUUCCCAUAUUUUGUUCAAAUAUACCUCCACUAUCUUUCAUAUGCAUCUGGAACUUGAGACAUAAAAAAAAGUAUGAAGGUAUAACGUGAGAUUUCAGAAUGAAUACAAAUGAGCACUGUUGGCUUAGAAGUGUCUUUUUCCCAAGAAAAAAUUUUUCGUGACUAUAUUUUUGUAGUAGGAAAUAGAUUUUAAAUUGAAACAUAUGAAUUAAGUACUUUCAAAAUAAAUUAAAAAGAAAAAAAUUUUGAACUAUAUAUAUUGGUAACACAUUUUUCGAACUGAAAGAUGUUAACAUUUUAAAUUCUGUCUUUUCCAAUAAAUUUUUAGUUUUCAAGCAAAAGAGGUGAUCGUGUGGCUUCUAUCCUUUUAAUUCGGUUCUACAUUUGGUGGACGUCUUUUAACAGGACAACUUCAUUUGCUUCCAACAAUGUUUUUUCAGAAAAAUUUCUGUCAUAGGUGCAUCCUAUUUGCUUCUGCAUUUUGGGUAGUCAAAAUUUUAUGCAAUUAGAAUAUUGGAUCCGUUGCUUAUUGAACAGUCAUUCGAAUAUUUGCUCGAGUGUCGCUUCAAAGUCUUCCAUAAUGUGUUGCAAUUAUUGUGCUUUGUGCUGUAUCAUCGCAAAAUAAAAUGAAUUUUUGUGAUUUUGUUUUAAGUAUUCCUGUUUUACUUUUGUGUCCACCUGUCAAUUGUUUUGUUUUGUCCUUCCACUGUAUUGAGUCUUGGUGAUGAUAUUGUGAAAUCGAAGAUAUCUUCUCAGAAUUGCCAAAUUCUGAAUGGCGUGCAUAUUUUCAACAAGUGAUAUGUCUCGUAUGACAGUGAUGUUUAUAAUUAAUACUUUUUCGAAAUUUGGAAAUUUUCGAAUGUCGAAUUGUUUAAAAUUAGAGGAAUCAUCAGUACAUUAUUACGACUGUGCUCCACAAAAGUCAAUUUUAUUAAAAUUGUUGAAUACUAAAAUUUUAAUUUUUGUACUUGACUGAUGUAAUGGACAUACUCUGUUCUAUUUUGAACGUAAAUUGGCUCCAUUAUCGGAGCCUGUACUUAUCAAUCUGAGUUAUGGCCACAGAACAAGUAAUUGUUUUAUUGGAAUCAAUGUUCCAUGUACUGUCAAAUGAAGGACCAUUCAUUUUUACAUUCAAAUUUAUUGUGAGCAAUUAGUUAUAGAGUCACAAAUUUGAAAUACUUGCUAGUUAUAGCCUGCCCUCACCAAACGCAUGACAAUAGUCUGUAAUGAUAGCAUGAUAAAUAGUAAUCCAUCACAUGUAGUUGAUUGUUUAUAUUUUUUCGUCAGUAUUAGUAACUGCCCUGAUACCUUAAUUUUUUUAUUUUGGACUAUACAUUUGUUCAAUUCCUAUUUUAAAUAAUUCAGCAUUUUAAAAUGGAUAUGUAUGUUUCUGAUUUGUACUCUGCCGGCUUUGGCAAGACACCAUGGUUAUGCAAGAGGCUGGUAAUUUCUCGUUUUCUGCUGAGUUUGUAUUUUGUCUUACUUGGUGCAUAAAAAGUAUUCAAUAUGACUUUUUUGCCUACUGUGAACAGGCAGAAGUAUAAUCUGCUGAAGCCAUUAUCCAUUCAUUGAACAUUUAAAUGUAUGUGUUCAUGACUUAUCACAUCUUAUCACUUAUCACAUGCCAAUGUCUGAUUUAGUUUUCGGCAUUUGCAAUUGAAUAUUGUACAUUGCUGGUGUGUAAUUUCUCUUUAUUUUUCUUGUUUGAUAGUAGAUGUAUAUUUAUUUAAUCUUUAUCACGUGUUUGGUCUUUACGCGUAUGGUUAUUUCAAGUCAUGUAGCUUGCUUGCUCAUAUAAUACAUUUUGCAAAAUUAGCA